GAACCGGGAAGGCCGCGCUACGGAAGCCGGGAAGGCAGCGCUUGCCCGCCCAGCCUGGUAGGUGAGCGCGCAACGCCCCCUCCGGCCGCCGGGCGCUUCGUCAGCGCUGCCAGCGUGGAGCCGGCGGAGGCGAAGGCGGAAGCGCCCGGAGGAGAAGGAGGGCCGCCCGGAGCUUCCCCCGCUGCCGCCUGCGGAACCGGCGACCAUGGAGAGCUCCUUGGAGAAGGUCGGCGCUAGCUCUGAGGGGGGUCAGAGUUGGGUUGCCAAGCUCCAGGGGCCGGCUGGAGAGCCUGCAAGGGGCAGAGACCCGCUCCAAGGGCCGAGUUGGAAGAUGGUUGACCCGACCUUAGCGGAAAUGGGGAAGAAUCUCAACGAGGCCAUGAAGAUGCUGGAAGACAGUCAGAGGAAAGCUGAGGAAGAAAAUGAGAAGAAGUAUACAAGGAAAGAUAUUCCUGGCCCACUUCAAGGAAGCGGGCAAGAUAUGGUGAGCAUUCUCCAGCUAGUGCAGAAUCUUAUGCACGGGGACGAAGAGGAGGAAUCUCUGCAGUCUUACAGACUGCAAAAUGUGGGCGAGCAGGGCCACAUGGCGUUGCUAGGACACAGCCUGGCUGCGUAUAUUUCCGUGCUGGACAGAGAGAGACUAAGGAAACUGACCACCAGAAUCCUUUCCGAUACAACCCUCUGGCUCUGCCGGCUCUUCAGGUUUGAAAAUGGGUCGGCGUACUUCCACGAAGACCGUCGGGAGGGCCUCUUGAAAGUCUGCCGGCUCGUGAUCCAUUCUCGCUACGAAGACUACACAGCUGAAGGUUUCAACGUGCUGUGUAGCAAGCUGCCGAUGAUCUACAUCAGUUCUGCCGCCAGAGAGGGACUGGGCCAGUCGCUUUGCAACCAGCUCGGAUUGCCCCUUUCCUGCUUGUGCCGGGUGCCGUGCAAUACUAUGUUCGGGUCUCAGCAUCAGAUGGAUGUCGCUUUUCUGGAUAGGCUGAUUAAAGACGACGCUGAGGCUGGAAAGCUGCCCAUCUUGCUUGUGGCCAAUGCUGGCACGCCAGGAGCAGGGCAUACCGACAAACUUGGGCGUUUGAAAGAACUCUGUGAACAGCACGGCAUGUGGCUCCACGUCGAAGGGGUGAAUUUGGCUACGUUGGCCUUAGGUUAUGUCUCUUCAUCGGUUCUGGCAGCGACCAAAUGCGACAGCAUGACCCUGACGCUGGGACCUUGGUUAGGUCUCCCUGCAGUGCCUGCCGUGACCCUGUACAGACACGAGGAUCCCUCUUUGUCCUUGGCUGCUGGUCUGACUUCCAGCCAAGCGGUAGAGAAGCUCCGUGCCUUGCCUCUGUGGCUGUCUUUGCAAUACCUCGGACACGACGGGAUUGUGGAGAGAAUAAAACAUGCAUCUCAGUUGAGUCAGCGGCUACUGGAAAACCUGAAGAACCAGGAUUUUAUUAAAACCUCAGUUGAAGAUGAACUUGGCUCUCCCGUGGUGGUCUUCCGCUUUUCCCCUGAGCUUCCACAUUUAGAUAAACUAUUACGCGCCGGCCAGGGUCCUAUGAUAGCCGGCAACGAGAGAUACGUUUGCGAUACUUUUAAUCAAUGGCUGGGGGAUCAGCUGGCACAGUUAGUGCCGGCCAGCGGAGUUGACGUGGUGGAACUUGAAGAUGAAGGCACUUGCGUCCGCUUCAGCCCCUUAAUGACUUCUGCAGUUUUAGGAACCGAAGUGCAAGAUGUUGACCAGUUGGUGGACUGCUUGAAAAUGAAGGUCCCGGUGUUGACUUGCACGCUCCAGCUGCGAGAGGAGUUUGAGCAAGAAGUGAAAAGGACGGUCGGGCUGUCCUACGUGGAGGAUAUCAGCUGGCCGGGACUUGGAGUGCUUAGGUAUGAAGGGCAGAACGAAGACAAGCAGGAAGAGAAAGAAAUGGAGAAGAUCACCCUGGGGCUCCUGAGAAAGUUGAACGAACUGGAGUCGGAUCUGUCCUUUUCUUUAGGUCCUGAAUUUGGAGGGGAGAAGAACUGUAUAUACAUCGGGAUGGUGACAGAAGAUCUAGACGUGUCCGAGCUGGUUGAGACGAUUGCAGCGACGGGCCGAGAGAUCGAAGAAAAUUCCAGACUGUUGGAAAACAUGACGGAAAUCGUGCGCAAAGGGAUCCAGGAAGCUCAGGUGCAGCUGCAGAAAGCGAAUGAGGAAAGGCUCCUUGAAGAGGGGCUGCUCCGGCAGAUUCCGGUUGUGGGUUCUGUGCUGAACUGGUUCUCUCCGUUUCACGCUUCAACGAAGGGAAGAACGUUUGACUUAACGGCAGGUUCUCUUGAAUCGACUGAGCCCACUUACGUGUCCAAAGUACAGGGGACAGGGGUCACCCCACCUCCAACUCCCACAUCCAGCCGGGCAAAGCAAAGGUUCCCUGGUCAAAAGCUGUUUAAAAGGUCUGCGAGGGGCUCUGAUGGGUUCAGUGAGACCAGUUCCGUGAGCCACACUGAUGACUUGGUCAGAGAGCCACAACCGGGCGCGUCUCCUGCGGGGCAAGAGAACCAUGAGCUGCCGGAAGGGGGCGUGCACCUAGCCGAGGAAGCUGCUGAAAACUCCACAGGGGAAGCGGCCCAGACUCUACGGAACAACGGCACUAAAUCAGAAGAACCGGAGAGUCUCAGAUAAGGAUCCAAGCCCUGGGCAUGAGGACUUUGUACAGAAAACACAAUGCAUUCCCUCUAGAGCAGGGAAAUCUCACGACGCAUUUAAAAAUGUGAAGUGUCACAGUGUGUACGGUAAUAACUACUGUUACUUGUGAUUUACUGGAGAUUUUGCACAGAUUUUAGCGGAAGGAGCUCCUCUCCCCUUGGUUUUUCUCUGUCCCCUCACUGUUUGGGUGAUGGCCUACGGUAGUUCCCUGCACUGGUCGCAGUGGCUCUUCAUCCUACACUUGUCUGUAUUUCCAAGAUUUAGACUACCGGGCACAUCACACCGGCUUCUGACUCGUUACCCUUCCGUACCACGCCGCCUGCAAAUGAGAAUUCCAGCAGGUCUCCAGGUGAUAUUUUUGCUGAUAGUUUUUUGUUCUAAUCUUUUUCCAGCCAAAUGAUCUGUGGCACUCGGUGCUGUUUUGAUUUUUUGUAAAACGAAUCCAUUGUCUAAUUAUACGAAACACGCCUAUCGGUUGCUCACAGUCUGUUAUUAAAUUACAACACACAUCUCGUCACCUGCUCAGCUUUUAACCUCCCGUUUUGUGUUCCGAGCCCUCGUUGAAGUUGCUGUUCAAUAUUGUAAAUAGGAACCAGAUUAUUAGUUUGUCGAUAGACCCUUAUUUGGAGAGACGAACAUAAAGCGCAAACUAAAUUCAGGUCUUCCGUGUGGUUUCUUUGGUGGGGUUGACUGCAUUGAACUCUGGCGCUGAGAGAAAAGUCGGGACCGUGAGGGGGUGAAGUUAAAAUUGUGAGUGCAAAAAUGUACACGCUUUUACAACUGAAAUGGUUUCGGCCGGUAGUUUUGCUGGAAAUAAGUACUGACUAUAGAUGCUUCCCAACUGCUAUGGUGGCUUUUGGCAGCCGUGUCUCGGUAGUCAGCCUUGAUUACUUCGUAUGCAAACAAAUUUUGAGAAGCUUUGUUAAGAUUCUGUACUUUUCUGAUGAAAUAAAAUCUUUUCUUUUAAAGUGAAAAAA
Sphaerodactylus townsendi is the source of this 3648-nucleotide messenger RNA. RefSeq names its product pyridoxal dependent decarboxylase domain containing 1 (gene PDXDC1). The record is from RefSeq and is a predicted model, not a curated record. The coding region runs from base 206 to 2647 and encodes 813 amino acids. The transcript has 23 exons. Gene Ontology annotation, molecular function: pyridoxal phosphate binding; carbon-carbon lyase activity. NCBI's taxonomy places the organism in Eukaryota, Metazoa, Chordata, Lepidosauria, Squamata, Sphaerodactylidae. Gene Ontology annotation, cellular component: intracellular membrane-bounded organelle. Gene Ontology annotation, biological process: carboxylic acid metabolic process.